AUGUUGAGCUGUUAUAAGCAGUUAUGGAAAAACAUAUUAUUUCUUAUUAUUACCGUCUCCUCCUCAGGUCAGUCCCAGAUGGUCGGCUCCUCUCAGCCGAUUCUGGCCACGAUCGGCGCUGACAUCACCUUACCGUGUCACCUGGUGCCUCCUGCUAACGUCGCAGCCAAGACGCUGGAGUGGGCCAGGUUCGACCUGAACCCCAGGUUUGUCCACGUGCGGCGUGACGGCAUUGAGCUCCUGAUCCAGCAGAACCCGUCCUAUGUGGGGAGAACCUCUCUGUCCACUGACAAACUGAAGUAUGGAGACAUUUCACUGAAGCUCUCCAGAGUGAAGCUCUCUGAUGCUGGACGCUACAGAUGCCACGUCCCCUCUCUGGGGACAUCAGAGUUUAACCUGACUGUUGGUUCUGUCUCGUCACCAGUCGUAGAGAUUUCCAAAGUCAGCAGUGGAGUGCUGUUAGUGUGUAAGUCUGUGGGCUGGUAUCCAGAGCCUGAGGUGUUGUGGCUGGACGGUGAGGGAAAGCUCCUCUCUGCUGGACCUACAGAGACAGUCAGAGGUCCUGAUGACCUCUAUACUGUCAGCAGCAGAGUGACUGUGGAGAGACACAGCAGCAGCUUCAUCUGUAGAGUCCACCAGAGGGACACCAAGCAGAUACGAGAGACAGAAAUACUCAUUAAAGAGGAUGUGUUCAUGCACCCGCCUUCUGCUGUUGUUCGGAUCGUCCUGGUUCUUUCUGUUUAUGAUGAAACAGGAGAACAAGAGCAGCUCCUCAAAGAAAGAACAAAGGGUUUGGAUGAGAAAUUGUUACAGGAGAAAGAGGAAGAACGUCAGUCAAACCUGAUUUGUUCGUCUCAACCAAUCAUAACCCUGGCUGGUGGUGAUGUUAUUCUACCAUGUCGCAUUGAUCCUCCCAUGAGCGCCAGCUUCAUGCCAGUGCAGUGGACCAGACCUGGUUUAGACCCAGAGUACAUUCAUCUUCGCCAAGACGGCCACAUGGUGUAUCAGAGUCAGAAUCCACAGUUUAAAUACCGCACGGCUCUGUUUCUGGAUCAGCUGAUCAACGGAAACGUCUCCCUGAGACUCUCCAGAGUGAAAGUCUCUGAUGCAGGAAAAUACAGAUGUUUCAUUCCUACAUUAUGGAAGGAAGCUUUCAUCCAGGUCACCGUUGGUGCUGCCUCCUCACCCAGCAUCAGCUCUGGGAGAACUGACACUGGAGUGCUGUUAGUGUGUAAGUCUGCUGGCUGGUAUCCAGAGCCUGAGGUGUUGUGGCUGGACGGUGAGGGAAAGCUCCUCUCUGCUGGACCUACAGAGACAGUCAGAGGUCCUGAUGACCUCUAUACUGUCAGCAGCAGAGUGACUGUGGAGAGACACAGCAGCAGCUUCACCUGCAGAGUCCACCAGAAGGACACCAAGCAGAUACGAGAGACACACAUCACUGUUCCAGAGGAUGUGUUCAUGCACCCGCCUUCUGCUGCUGUUCGGAUCGUCCUGGAUGAUGGAACAGGAGAAGAAGAGCAGCUCCUCGAAGGAAGAAUGGACACAAAGGGUUUGGAUAAGAAAUUGUUACAGGAGAAAGAGGGAGAACUCUCUAAGCUUCAUCGUGGACAGCCACCGCACGACUAA
Molecule: messenger RNA, 1626 nt
Organism: Centropristis striata (black sea bass)
Lineage: Eukaryota; Metazoa; Chordata; Actinopteri; Perciformes; Serranidae
Product: butyrophilin-like protein 2
Exons: 11
Coding region: 1-1626 (541 amino acids)
Source: RefSeq, a predicted model, not a curated record